AUGUUUUUUCCACCAUCUUGCGUGCUGCCAAGCCCAAUCUCACCUACCGACAAUUGUGCCAAGCCAGCCGCCUUGUCUGAUGCGCUAUGCCUUUCUUCAAAUUUUUCUACUGCCGAUACGGUCAGCAAUGCGAAUAUUUUGUCGCCCGUUUUAGACAAGUCGUCAACUAUUCAUUCGCGUUUUGAUGUCAACGAUGCUAUAGCAGGUACAGGGCGUCCACCGCUUGCUCCAAUUUCUGCUGACACUACUAGUGGAUCAGCGAAUUCUCUUAAAAUAGUACUUCAUGGACUUCCAGUUGAAAUCCCAUCCAAGACACCUGACCGCAAUAAUUUCAACCGGUUGUCUUUUGAGUAUUCUCAAGAAAGUAACCUCGAGGCACACGGUCAUGCGUACAAAGGCGUUGUGUCUGAUUCUGCCAAUAUUGGCACAGAAAACAAGACCACGGAUCAUGCCUAUGUUGACUAUGUUAGUCAUACAGAUGGCACAGCUGAUAGUUCAACUCCCUCGCUGGUAUCUCCAUCUCAUGAUGAAUCUCAAAUAACCGUCAGCUCGUUCAUCAUCAAAAGCCAUGAAAAGCCAACCCAUUACUCUCGUUCAUCAAGUGUAUCUGCCUCUUGUAUCAACUACAAGAAAUUCACACGAGACACACUUCAUCACAUCAAGGUUUACCACGAUUCAUUGUUGAUGCUUGCCGACUGUGCUGAAGCCAAGUUAAAACGAUACGUGCCUCGAUUUGGUAUUAUGGCGGACAAACAUGUUCCUAUUGUAAAUGGAAACACGGCCAUACCUCUUGAAUUUACAAUGAUUGCAGCAGCAGUUGAACAGCCAGAUAUUAGCCAAAAACAUACUGUUUCUCGCCAGAUUUCGGAUGUUUCGAUUCUUGGUAGUAGAUCGUCUCAUCCACGACAUGGUAUUUCUCGGUUUGCACCCUAUGGAUAUCGAUUUGCAGCAACCAUGAAAGAUGGAAGUGUUUGUCAGUCACAUGUUGCUGGGGAUUUAGCUGAUCGUGCCCGUUUGAAUGGAGCACGAGGCACUCGCAGUGAUUUGGUGCUUGUUUCCCAUAUUGGUGAAACGACUCAGCUGCAAUCCUCUUUGGAGUAUUGCGAUGCACAGCAAGCAACCACAGGGAUUCGACCUGGCCCAUCAGAUGUGCUCAAGCAUCUACGCGAGGUUGGAUUGGAUAUUGAUUAUCGCAAAGAAGGGAAUGUAAAGCUUCAGCAGCGUAAUGCUAGCAAUUUUUACAAGCGUAUGACAGAAUAUGCCAAAAAAAUGCACAAUGGCGAAUAUCCUAUCAAUUCGGAUAUAUCUGGCUCUGUUGAUGUAGGUAUUUCGUCUAUUGGCAAUGGAUCUUGCCACGAUCCCAAGGAGUUUGAUGGUGUGAAUGCAAUCAUUGAUGCUGCUGCUAUGAUCAAGGAUAAUUUUGCAUUUACUGUUCCAAGUGACUGUUUUUGGACACCUUGCACUGCUGCCUCUGAUGCCGUACCGGGUUGCCACGUUGAGCAUUCCAAACUAAAGCAUGCAGAUUCUGCGGAUUACACCACGUUGAUUUCAACUCAGAAUGUAGACGAAAUAAGUGAUGAUGAACAUGGUUUAACCAUCUCGACCAACGCUGAGGCUUUGCAGACACACAUUCAACUGACGACUGAUUCUGAAACAGAUUUUGAUUGGGGUAUGGAUGAUGAUGUUGACGUUGAUGACGGCGAUGAAGAGUAUGUUGAUAAAAAGUCGAAUCAUGUUGCAUCCCGUCGUCGGUCAAUCUCGAGUGUAUCGCCUCGAUCCAGCCGGGUUCCCUUUUAUAAAAAGUCCAGCAAGUCAUCAAUCAAGCAAUUAUCCAUGUCAUCGCUGCUGAAUUCUGGAUGUACAAAUGGAGAUCAUUCUAUAUCUGUUUCUCAAUGUACCCCACAUCGUACCUGUGCAUCUCGCGAUCUUCCGAUUGGCACAUCGCUUGCAAUGCGAUCGCUAUACAAAAAGGGACUAUCUCGUCACUCGCCGUACGGUACACGAUUCUCAGCCUUGAUGGAAGAUGGCACCAUUCGAGAGUCCUACCUGGCGGGAGAUCUUAUCCAUCGAGCCCGUGCCAGCAGUGGAAGGGGUCGCGGUGACCUCAACCUUGUGCGACAUCAUGGCGAAGCCAGUCAACUUGAAUCAGCAUGGACAUUUUACAAACUCUACACUGCAGUCAACCAUAUUAUUCCUGGCGCAUCGAUUGUUCUUGAUCACCUUCGUAAGGAGAAACUUGAUAUCAACCAUCGUGAGAAUGGUGGAUUGCUGUUACAAAAGAAUGCAGGCAAUCUGCACAAACGUGUUCAAGAGUUUGGACGUCGUAGAACAGAUGACAUGUAUUAUCUUCGUGAAGAUGCGAUGCAUGUUGAAGCCGCAGAUUUUGAAAUGGCUCAAGCCCGUGCUAUUGCCAAUGGAUUUGUCGAGUUUGAUCUAAAUGAUUAUUUAGCAGAGCGAAAGGGUGCUGGUGUAGCACCACUGUAA
Molecule: messenger RNA, 2484 nt
Organism: Batrachochytrium dendrobatidis JAM81
Lineage: Eukaryota; Fungi; Chytridiomycota; Chytridiomycetes; Rhizophydiales
Exons: 2
Coding region: 1-2484 (827 amino acids)
Source: RefSeq, a predicted model, not a curated record